Molecule: messenger RNA, 2353 nt
Organism: Camellia sinensis
Lineage: Eukaryota; Viridiplantae; Streptophyta; Magnoliopsida; Ericales; Theaceae
Gene: CHX28
Product: cation/hydrogen exchanger 28
Biological process (GO): regulation of pH; proton transmembrane transport
Cellular component (GO): endomembrane system; membrane
Molecular function (GO): antiporter activity
Source: RefSeq, a predicted model, not a curated record
UUAUUUCUGACCAACACACCAUUCAUACGUAAUCAAAUCAGCGCACAGGCGAUACACAAAACACUGAAUUAUAUAGCUGACUUUGGUAUGGUUUGCCAUAUGUUUGUGUUAGGCUUGGAAAUUGAUCAUAACAUAUUCAUUCAACCACCAACUGGGGAGACUAAAGUGGCUUGUGUAGGCAUGCUCUCCACAUUUGUCUUAGCACUUGUGGUGACUCCCUUUCUGCAUGUUCCUGAUGUUUUCAGUACCAAAUUCAUCCUCUCCCUUUCUGUGAUUCUCUCUGGUACUGCCUCUCCUCUAUUGACCAGGUUGAUUACUGACCUCAAAAUUGGCAAAUCAGACAUAGGACGGUUUGUGGUUUCAACAGGAGUACAAUCAGACCUUGUUUCCACUAUCCUCCUUGUUGUGGGAUUCCUUAUUUUUGAUCCUAUGAAAAGCUAUGAAGUACGCAAUUCACGCGAUAUCCUUCGUAUGAUCUCAACACUGGUGAUUGAAAUGGUAUUAGCUGCCAAGCUAUCACCUCUAAUCAUGAAUUGGGUUAAUAAUGAAAACCCAGAAGGGAAACCUAUGAAAGGCUCUCACCUAAUCCUAUCUGUUGCAUAUGUUGUCUUGGUAUGUGGUUGCUCACCCACUAUAGCUGGGUAUAACUCAAUAUUAAGUGCAUUCUUGGCUGGGCUUUUGAUGCCAAGGGAAGGGAGGAUAUCAAAGAUGAUGAUUAGCAAAGUUAACUACUUCUUAACCACAAUCUUCUAUCCACUUUUUUUCUUUUGGGUGGGAGUUGAGGCUGAUCUAACCAAAUUCCAUGGUGAUCGAAUAGGUCCAUGGGCAAAGUUAUUAUUCCUUUUUUUGAUUGCAACAGUUGGAAAGGUUGUCGGAACUGUUGUCUCUGGGGUAAUGUUAGGGUUUCAUUGGCCGGAAUCCGUUGCAAUCGGGUUGCUUCUCAAUAUCAAGGGCCAUUUUCACGCCUACUUGGCUAUCAUUGCUACAAAAAAUAAAAUCACUUCCAUUUCUACCAGCAUUGCAAUGUUAUUUGCAACCUUUUUGACCAUCAUCUACACCCCGCUUGUUGUUGCAAACAUCAUUGAACGUGCAAGGAAACGCUCACCAACUCAAAAAAUGGCAGUCCAGUGGUUGGACCCUGCAAAUGAUCUUCGUAUUUUGCUAUGCCUUCAUGGGCCUCAAAACGUCCCAGCUUCCAUCAACUUCAUGGAGAUUUCUCGAGGGACAGUUGACCCUGGUAUCAUGGUUUAUGUAACAGACAUGAUCGAACUAACAGAUCAAAUAGCUGCCACACUAGCACAUGGUGAGGGAAUGGAUGCUGUGACUGUGACAGACCAGGGAGUGACAGACAUGAGGGAACAAAUUACCAAAGCUGUCCAAGCUUAUGUUGAUGAGAAUGGUGAAGGCAUCAACCUUAAGCGAAUGCUUGCCCUUGCAACAAUAAAUAACAUGCAUCAGGAUAUCUGCAUUCUAGCAGAGGACUUGUUGGUUUCCCUCAUCAUAUUGCCAUUCCACAAGGAUCAUCAAGCAGAUGGGAGACUCAAUGUUGGCCAUUCUGGGUUUCGACAUGUGAAUCGUAAGGUUCUUCGUCAUGCUCCAUGCUCCGUAGGAAUACUAGUGGACCGGGGAUUUGGUUCUAUUAACAAAAUAUCAAGAUCAUCAGUCUACCUUAAUGCAGCAGUUAUUUUCAUUGGAGGUAAAGACGAUCGUGAAGCACUAGCCUAUGCAGGUCGUGUGGCGCAACAUCCUGGAGUGAAACUCACAGUCAUAAGAUUCCUACUGGAUGCGAAUACGGACAAUACUACCUCAACAAGACAUGUCAGACCUAGAGUGAAUACACCUGAGCAAGAAGAAGAGAUUAAGCUCGAUGACGAGUGCUUUGCUGAUUUCUAUGACAGGCAUGUGGCCAGAGGACGGGUUGCUUACAUGGAAAAAUAUCUUGUGAACUCUGGCCAAACAUUUUCCACCUUGCGUUCACUGGAAGGGCAGUAUGGGCUUUUCAUAGUGGGCCGAGGAGGGAGGGUGAAUUCAGUUUUGACUGUGGGGAUGAAUGACUGGGAAGAGUGUCCAGAGCUAGGACCCAUUGGGGAUAUUUUAUCAGCUUCUGACUUCUCAGUUACAACCUCUGUAUUGAUCAUCCAACAACAUAGUCUUAAAGGGGAACUAGCUGGCCUGGAUGAUGAAUUUUCAAUCAUGUAAAUGUAACUGCUAGCAACAUGUGAUUCCAAUUAUAGAUAGGUACCUGAUUAUUCAUUUUUUAAACAAAAUAACUAGGAUACUUGUAGAUGAAUGUAAAUGAAACCUAGUAGAAUGCAAUUUAACCAAAUGGAUGCAAUGUAGAUGUACAAACAAA